AUGGGUAUUCUUGAAAAUAUAGCCGGGCCAUUGGCCCAGGAAAUUUCGCAGCGGUCAACUGGUGUUGUUGUGGCAGCUGGCGUGGCAGCAUUCAUCGUUCUAUCCGUCGUUCUCAAUGUUUUGAAUCAAGUGUUAUUUGCAAACCCCAAUGAGCCUCCCGUGGUCUUCCACUGGCUCCCAAUCAUCGGUAGCACUAUCACUUACGGCAUGGACCCUUACAAAUUCUUCUUCGAUUGUCGCGCAAAGUAUGGCGAUAUUUUCACUUUUAUUUUGCUUGGAAAGAAGACCACCGUGUAUCUCGGACGAAAGGGCAGCGACUUCAUUCUCAAUGGCAAGCUCAAGGAUGUCAAUGCGGAGGAGAUAUACACUGUUUUGACAACCCCCGUAUUUGGAAAAGAUGUAGUAUACGACUGCCCAAAUGCGAAGUUGAUGGAGCAAAAGAAGUUCAUGAAAAUUGGCUUAUCUACAGAGGCUUUCCGAUCCUACGUCCCAAUCAUACAAAUGGAGGUGGAAAACUUCAUGAAGCGUUCUUCGGCAUUCAAAGGCCUAAAGGGAACUGCUGACAUUGGACCUGCUAUGGCUGAAAUCACCAUCUAUACUGCUUCGCAUACUCUGCAAGGAAAGGAAGUCCGCGAUCGAUUCGACACCUCCUUUGCCGCUCUUUACCACGAUCUCGACAUGGGCUUCAGUCCUAUCAACUUUAUGCUUCACUGGGCCCCUCUUCCUCACAACCGCGCCCGCGAUCAUGCUCAGCGAACUGUAGCCAAAACUUAUAUGGAUAUUAUUCAAAACAGACGUGCUCAAGCUACGGAAGCAGAGUUCAAAUCUGAUAUUAUGUGGCAGUUGAUGCGCUCGUCUUACAAGGAUGGAACUCCAGUUCCAGAUCAAGAAAUCGCACACAUGAUGAUCGCUCUUCUCAUGGCCGGACAACAUUCUUCCUCGUCUUCUAUCUCCUGGAUUAUGCUUCGCCUCGCCUCACGCCCAGACAUUAUGGAAGAACUCUACCAAGAACAAAUCCAAGUCUUAGGUGCUGAUCUCCCGGCUCUCACUUAUGAGGAUUUGUCCAAGCUUCCUCUCCAUCAGAACGUUCUCAAGGAAACUCUGCGUCUCCACACCCCAAUUCAUUCUAUCAUGCGCAAAGUUACUACACCAAUGCCAGUCAGCGGAACCAAAUAUGUCAUUCCAACGUCACAUACGCUUAUGGCAUCUCCGGGUUGCACAAGUCGAGACGACGAAUUCUUCCCCGAAGCACUUGAGUGGGAUCCUCACAGGUGGGAUAUUGGUUCCGGCCGUGUUGUUGGAAAUGAUCAAGAUGAGGAAUUCCAAGAUUAUGGUUACGGAAUGAUUAGCAAGGGCGCUUCCAGUCCUUACCUUCCAUUCGGUGCUGGCAGACAUAGAUGUAUUGGUGAACAAUUCGCCACGGUACAGCUUGUCACUAUCAUGGCCACCAUGGUUAGAUUGUUCAAAUUUAAGAACGUUGAUGGCAGCAAGGAUGUGAUUGGUACCGAUUACGCAAGUUUAUUCACCAGGCCAUUGGCGCCAGCCGUUGUAGCUUGGGAGCGACGAUAA
This is a messenger RNA of Botrytis byssoidea, 1569 nucleotides long. RefSeq lists its product as uncharacterized. Bases 1 to 1569 code for a protein of 522 amino acids. The transcript has 3 exons. NCBI's taxonomy places the organism in Eukaryota, Fungi, Ascomycota, Leotiomycetes, Helotiales, Sclerotiniaceae. Gene Ontology annotation, biological process: ergosterol biosynthetic process. The record is from RefSeq and is a predicted model, not a curated record. Gene Ontology annotation, molecular function: heme binding; oxidoreductase activity, acting on paired donors, with incorporation or reduction of molecular oxygen; iron ion binding.